Messenger RNA from Neltuma alba, 568 nucleotides. RefSeq names its product DNA replication complex GINS protein PSF3-like. The annotation marks the transcript as partial. The transcript has 7 exons. The record is from RefSeq and is a predicted model, not a curated record. Gene Ontology annotation, cellular component: GINS complex. Gene Ontology annotation, biological process: mitotic DNA replication initiation. NCBI's taxonomy places the organism in Eukaryota, Viridiplantae, Streptophyta, Magnoliopsida, Fabales, Fabaceae.
AAUCUCUUCCGAUGUGAUACUGUAUCAGUUAUAUUCCAAAAGGCAGCGUCAGGAGUGGGAAUAGAUCCCAGUUCUGAAAAUGAUUACAUUGAAACAGGUUCCAAGGUGGAGCUGCCUUUCUGGCUUGCUCAUGAGCUACAAUUGAGACAAGUAGUAUCGAUCAACAUUCCCUCUUGUUUUGAUCAAAAAACUAGACUGGAGAUUCAGGCUGAUUGUGCCAGUGUGGAUCUGAGGUCUCGGUGUCCAUUCUUUUAUGAAUUUGGAUGCAAGAUAGCACCCGUGGUUGGCGAUAGGACAAUUGGAUUUCUGCUCUUGUCUGCAUUUAAGAAUAGGUACAAGGAACUACUCACCAAGGCGCAUACUGCAGCAUUUUCAGCGGCUACCAAAAUCUGGUCAAUCCUAACAAACGAAGAGAUCAAUUUGUAUGAGGCAGCUCAAUCCUCCAUGGCAUCCUUUAAGAAGUGGCGAAUUGGGGGACCUAGAUUUCAGAAAGCCCCUGUUCUUGGAAGAAAGAGAAAAUCAACUGAAUAAUUACUCCUUAAACUUGUCAGGCGUCUUUGACAAAAAA